AUGGCUACACCAUUAGAUUACGGAUAUUUAUUAUCACCGACUGGUCAACUCAAUAUUGUAGAAAUCUUUUUAUUGAUUGGAGCUUUGAUCAGUGUCGCAUUCACAUCAAGUGUAUACUGUGAAUUAGUUGAUCGCAUACAAUUUAUCUACCCGGGAUUGAACACAGCGCUUAUUCGAUAUUUAUUUCAAUCAUUUGCUGUACUUUGUUUGACGUUCACAAUUAUCAUUUUGAUUGUACAUAUUUAUGGCAUAAGAUAUUUAGGUGGAAAUUAUUAUUAUACAAAUCAGUUUUGUGUACUGAUGAAUAUUUGCAUGGGACUUAUCAUGAUAUCGAUUGGUAUAUUUGCAGCAUUUUGGGAAGAUAAAUUAAGACGUAUACCUGAUAUUAUUCGACGUGGUUACCUUUCAACUCGAUAUCAAUAUUUACACGAUGAAAUAACACAUCAGCGACCAUGUUCAGUCGCUGCUACGGCAAUCUUUGGUAUGUUGGCCGGUAUUCUAUUUAUUGUUGAAGCUGGUACGAGGUCAAUGUCGAAUGCGAAUUCAAUAAAUAUGUCAAAUCGUUAUACAUCACCAGCUUUAUUUCAACGUGCUCCAAUCAAAAUUAUCAGAGGCGAACGUGUAACGCCUAUUGAAACAACAACUGCGUUGUAUCAAUUUACUCGAGUGUGA
Molecule: messenger RNA, 672 nt
Organism: Rotaria socialis
Lineage: Eukaryota; Metazoa; Rotifera; Eurotatoria; Philodinida; Philodinidae
Source: the annotation of a GenBank genome assembly